Molecule: messenger RNA, 291 nt
Organism: Morchella importuna
Lineage: Eukaryota; Fungi; Ascomycota; Pezizomycetes; Pezizales; Morchellaceae
Exons: 1
Coding region: 1-291 (96 amino acids)
Source: RefSeq, a predicted model, not a curated record
AUGUCUAAACUCGCCGCCUUGAGGCUCAAGCGUCUCCAGUACCAACAAGAGAUAUAUGAAUAUUGUAAGCAACAGGCGGAGAUCCAAAACAGUCAAAGUGAUGUAGCCCAGUUACUCAGGCAAGAUAGUGGCCGAUACAACAAUGGUGCUAGAGAGGCGGAACGUGAUCGUUUGAAGUUGGCGAAGAAGUAUGAUGACCUCGAGCGCCUGAUUAUAAAGAUUGAGGGUAGGAUACAGGAGAUAGGCGAUGAGAUUGAUUGCCUGUCGUAUUGGUCGGAGGGCUUUGCUUAG